AUGCAUCUUUCUGUCGUUAUAGGGGGAAGUGAGCCAUGCAAUGAAGAGGUUUCUUCUGUACCUAGAAAUACUGUGUUCAGAAUGGACAUGGACACAAAGAAAUGGACCCAAAUCAGCGACAUGAAUGUUUACAGACAUAGUCAUUGCGCAUGCGCGUUGAAAGGACAAAUUUAUGUAAUUGGUGGCAGAGGCAAAUAUGACAGUGUGCUGCUGUCAGUGGAAAGUUAUGAUCCGAAGACAGACGGUUGGUACUUCGUUCCGUCUCUACCUGAACCAAUGUUCGCGGCUAGCGCGGUUACCCUUGGUUCCCGGAUGAUUGUGACCGGCGGCAUAGGGACUAACAGAAACAACCCAUCUGCGUUGCAUGUGCUCAAUACUGUAUACAGCUACAAUACCAUAUCAAAUGGCUGGACCAAAUUACACCCGUUAAGGUUUCCACGAUGUUUCUCAAACCUGGUCAAUGUAAAUGGCAAACUAUACCUCUGUGGUGGAGCUACUAGGACGUAUGAGGCGAAGAACUCACUUCUAUGCAGCGUUUCCGCUAUAGACAGGUAUGACGCGGUUGAUGGCGAAUGGCAUCACGUGACAGAUCUAGUUAUACCGAGACAUGAUUCUGGAGCUGCUAUCGCAGGUAAAAAAAAUCACUAUUGAAUCACUUUUUAACAA
Molecule: messenger RNA, 666 nt
Organism: Mercenaria mercenaria
Lineage: Eukaryota; Metazoa; Mollusca; Bivalvia; Venerida; Veneridae
Product: beta-scruin-like
Exons: 3
Coding region: 1-651 (216 amino acids)
Molecular function (GO): protein binding
Source: RefSeq, a predicted model, not a curated record